UAUAAAUAGAGAGCGUAGGUUUCUUUGCUUUGUUGUUGUUGUUUUUUAUUUUUUGUUUUUUCUCUCUCUCUAGAAUUCGGCCAUGGAUUUGAAAUCGAAGGAGGUGAAAGUGACGGCGAAAGCUGUGGUGUCCGGUAAGGAGGAGAUCGGCGUCGUUUCGCGCGUUGUAGAUAGCGGUAGGAUUUCGGUUACGAUUCCGGUCUCCGUCCCCGCGAAACUGGUGUCGGUGGGGCCGUCAUUUGCUCCUGCGCGGCUCGACGAUCCCGUGCAACUGCUGCUUCAGAAUUACUCGAAUUUCAAGCGGAGCGGAGAACCGGCCCGGUUCAUGCGAUACGUUGAGGAAUCGUGGGUGGACGUUGAGACGGAGGUUUUUGAGGCGGUGAAAGCGGGGUUUUCGAAGGGCGUUUCGUCUGUGGAGACUGAGAUUGGAGGCUCGAAAUGUGUUAUCGACUUGCACCGAAUGAUCGAAGUCAAUCUGGACACUGGGGCUUUCCGAUCGGUUGCGUGGAUUGAUGUGAACGGUAUGUGCUUUUUCCCCAAGUCUCUCGUUUGCUCCCAUGACGGUGAAAAUGGUUUGGUUAAUUUGGGCGAGGACCCAAAGAAUGAAGUUGUUGGGAAUGCCAAUGAGAGCCAGUGCUUGGUGCAACAGAAACUUGAAAUUGAGAUUAGCUUUACUGAUGAGAAACAUAAUCUAGCUUUUCAACUCUAGAGAUAUUUUACUGUAGAAGUGAAAAACUUCCCUGUUUUCUUUGUUGUAGUGCAACAUUUGAACUUCUUUACUUGUGUAUUUGAAACUUGAAAGUUCUCUCUCCCGACUUAUUU
This is a messenger RNA of Ipomoea nil (Japanese morning glory), 822 nucleotides long. RefSeq names its product probable inactive poly [ADP-ribose] polymerase SRO1. The coding region runs from base 83 to 709 and encodes 208 amino acids. Lineage: Eukaryota; Viridiplantae; Streptophyta; Magnoliopsida; Solanales; Convolvulaceae. The transcript is spliced from 2 exons. The record is from RefSeq and is a predicted model, not a curated record.